This is a messenger RNA of Sclerotinia sclerotiorum 1980 UF-70, 1683 nucleotides long. RefSeq lists its product with no specific name. The transcript has 4 exons. The coding region runs from base 1 to 1683 and encodes 560 amino acids. Gene Ontology annotation, biological process: negative regulation of gene expression via chromosomal CpG island methylation; protein ubiquitination. Lineage: Eukaryota; Fungi; Ascomycota; Leotiomycetes; Helotiales; Sclerotiniaceae. Gene Ontology annotation, molecular function: ubiquitin protein ligase activity. The record is from RefSeq and is a predicted model, not a curated record.
AUGGAUCCACAAACCAUCUAUUUGCCAUUUCCGGAAAGUCGUGAUCAUGGAAGUCAAGUUAGAACAUUCGCCCGCAUGAAGAACUCCCGGGUAAACUCGAUUGCUAUUUGUCAGUACUGUAAAGGUUUUCAUAUGUCAUUCGAGGAGUGUGGGAAUAACUCAUUCAAGAUGAGUGAAGUCAUCUCUGAUUGCAUGGUGUCCCCGUCGAUUUCGAUACCGAUACGUCUGGACGAUAUACCGGAAAUCGAUAUUGAAGGACCCAAAAUCUCAACAACAAUACUGCUUUCCAACGGAUUUGAUGGUACCGGGGAUAGAGACGACCGACGUGUUGGCUCUACUCAACCACCACCAGAGAACAAACUUUUACCGAAACAACGCCCAUUAAGACUCCCACUUCCCCCGUCCUCGCGUCAUCAAUUAGUGGCCUCUCCGUUCAAUCCGUUGCCAUUGUCGCCGGCAUUUUCCGAUACAUCCAGCCAAUCUAUCUUAUCCGAAAUCUCAAGAAUAUCAGAGUUAUCGAAGCCUCCACAUGAAGAUGGAGACGACUAUCGUCUUGAAAAGUCGGAUUUUAUACGCCAAGAGUUGAGGAAACCCGCCGUUCCAAUUGAUGAGAUACACACAUUGGAAAGUCUGAUUGACGACCUGUUACACGAAGGGCCGUCUCUAGAGUUUGAAGUUAUUGCCCAUGCUCGGUUGGAUAAAAUAGUGGAGGAGAUUUUGCAACAUGUGAGGAACAAUUUCCUGAGCCAUGGGCCUUCAUUCAGACAAGUUAUGAGGAAAGUACAAAAGCUUCGCGAGCAAUGGAUUGAAACUUUCGGAGAAAGAUAUCAUGCCAUGGAUGAAGAGCGACUGAAGGUCAUGAAGAAGGAUGGCUGUCUUCGGGACUUGGACUUACAAACAAAUGGUGAGGUAUCGAAAGUAAAUGGCCCUAUGUGGAAAAUAAGAAGAGUCGAAACCUUUUCAGAGAAGGAAGCAAAUGAGAAUUUUGAGCCAGGAGCCUGGUUUUUGAACACAUAUUGCGCCGUCCGUGACGGGAUCGUGUCUGACGCAAAAGAUGGGUUCAUUUGGGGAGGGAAUCGGAAACCUGUUGCAUUUUCGAUGCUCUCCGGGUUUGAAAUCAAAGGCAUCGGAAGGCGAGAGUGGAUACACAUCAUCGAAUCAAGAGUUUGCGCAUACCAUGCUGUUAGACUCACUUGUGUUGGGUCGGUGGUCAGACUUCUGCGAGGUCACAAACUGAAGAGUGAAAGAGCACCCAGACUUGGGGUACGGUAUGAUGGCCUCUACAAGGUCGAAAGUUGGGGCCAAGUUCUCUUGAAGCCUUCAUCUGGACCUGACAUUUAUCGUAACACCAUAACCCUUGUAGAACUUGCAGGACAAAACACGAUGGAAGAACUAGAUGUAGUUCCAACCCCAUGGCAGAUGGACAACUUCAUCAUCUACAACAGGAUGAUUGAGAAUGAAAUAAAGGCACGCGAGGGUGAGGCUGCUUACAAAGAACACAGGUCUUCGGAAAGCAAAAAGGAAACAGCUCGAAAAGUUUUCAUCUCGAAAUUGAAAGCUUACGAUCAGCCUGCAUACAAAUUGCUCGAUGAUAGGACCCACAGACUCGAAAAUGCAUUUCCGCUUCCACUUUCCUUCGAACCAUACCCGGCAUCACCGCCGAGGGAUACAACAUGGAAUUGA